CUAUCUCUCUCUCUCUCAUAUGAUUUUAUCUUUUGAUAGUUCUGAUUUAGAUUUUGGUAGGUCAUUGUAGAGAGAGAGAGAGAGAGAGAGAGAGAGAGGGAUAAGUAGAAGAAGAAAGAUGAGUUGGUGUGAUGCUUCAGAUGAUAACUACGACCUCAAUCUUGAAAGAGCUUCCAACAUUGAUCAUCCAUCGAUUCAACUCAAAGACCAAUCUCAAUCAUGUAUCACGAGCUGUCCCGAUUCCAAGGUUAUCGUUAUUGAAUCUCCUAUCAUGACUUGUCCUUCUUGUGGACACAAGAUUCAUCAACAAGACGACCAGGUUGGCAGCAUCAAAGACUUACCAAGCUUACCGGCAGGAGUCAAAUUCGAUCCAUCGGAUAAAGAGAUCCUUAUGCAUUUGGAAGCCAAGGUUUCAUCAGAUAAGAGAAAACUUCAUCCGUUGAUCGAUGAAUUUAUACCGACGCUUGAAGGAGAAAAUGGAAUUUGUUAUACGCAUCCUGAGAAACUUCCUGGAGUAAGCAAAGACGGCCAAGUACGGCACUUCUUCCACCGUCCAUCGAAGGCUUACACGACCGGAACACGAAAACGUAGAAAAGUGAGCACAGAUGAGGAAGGCCACGAGACACGGUGGCACAAAACGGGCAAGACCCGACCCGUUUUAUCUCAAUCAGGAGAAGCCGGUUUCAAGAAGAUCCUAGUGCUCUACACAAACUAUGGUCGGCAAAAGAAGCCCGAGAAAACGAACUGGGUGAUGCAUCAGUAUCAUCUAGGACACAGUGAGGACGAAAAAGACGGCGAACCUGUCCUCUCCAAAGUGUUCUACCAAACACAGCCUAGGCAAUGUGGAGGUUCGACAGAAACUAAACCGAAGAAACUCGUAAACCUAAACCGGUUUAGUUAUGAAAAGCUUAAGGCCGGGUUCGUGUACGAGCAUGGAGGGAGAAGUGAAGAGACGGCGCAGGUGAUUCGAGAGUUGGUGGUUCGUGAAGGAGAUGGGUCAUGUUCGUUCCUUAGUUUUACUUCUGACGCAAGUAAGGGUAAAGAAAGCUUCAUGAAGAAUCAAUAAAACAUAUUAUAAAUAAUAAAGGCAGGUGCUUUGUGGAGUAAAGAUGAGGAAAAGAAUGAUGUGAGUGAGAGAGCACAGAUUCUUUGUGUGUAGGUGUUGGGUAACUAUCAUAGUAAAUUAUCUCAAAGCUUUUGGGAGAUUUUAGGUUUUAACAUUUUUUUUGGGGAUUAAAUUGGGGUAGCAACUUUAACCUCGAGACAUUAAACUGAUCUUUGUUUUUAUUUCUUUAUUUCUAAAUAAAACC
This is a messenger RNA of Eutrema salsugineum, 1310 nucleotides long. Its product is annotated as NAC domain-containing protein 10. Gene Ontology annotation, cellular component: nucleus. The record is from RefSeq and is a predicted model, not a curated record. Lineage: Eukaryota; Viridiplantae; Streptophyta; Magnoliopsida; Brassicales; Brassicaceae. The transcript is spliced from 3 exons. Bases 119 to 1066 code for a protein of 315 amino acids. Gene Ontology annotation, biological process: regulation of DNA-templated transcription. Gene Ontology annotation, molecular function: transcription cis-regulatory region binding; DNA-binding transcription factor activity.